AGGGAGUUAGGUGAGUUACAGUCCAACAGGAGUGAGUUGCCUGCAUGGUAGCUGCAGGCUGGGCUCUCACCGGAUCCCGCAGUUUUCGGUUUUUGGCAGAAAGAAACAAGAUCAUUUGGAAAAGAAAGAUAAGUUCUCCCUUGAGUUAUGACAGAAACAGAAAAGCUGUCCUGCACCAAUCAACACUGAAAAUGCUUUUAAUGCAUGGGUAAUCCUACGAAGAUUGACUUAACUGGACAUAAUGGCUGGCUGGCUGCUCUCUGUGAUGAGUAUUGAAGUACUACUUUUGGCAGAACCUUGCCUGGAUUUAUGUAUUGAACCUGAAGAAGGUAGCCUUGUGGGGGGAACAUGGAUCACAGUCAGCUUUGAUGGUUUGGAUUCAUCUGUCCUUUACCCCACCAACGGCUCUCAACUGGAGAUACACCUGGUGAAUGUGGCCAUGCCUGCAUUGCCCAGCAUCCCCUGUGACGUCUCUCCUGUUUUCUUGGAUUUGCCUGUGGUGACAUGCCGGACCAGAUCUCUGCCAUCCAAAGUGCAUGAGGGUCUAUAUUCCCUGGAAGUGCGUUCUGGGGAACAGAUGGUAGACAGCCCAGGUUCAAGACCACAAGACAGCUGUAUUUUCAAGUUUUCUGAGGCACAGACACCCAUUGUUUACCAAGUUAAUCCACCAAGUGGAGUUCCAGGAAAACUAAUACAGGUAUAUGGUUGGAUUAUCACUGGAAAGUUGGAGACCUUUGAUUUUGAUGCCGAGUACAUUGAUAGCCCAUUGAUCUUGGAAGCUCAAGGAGACAGAUGGGUCACUCCUUGCUCUCUUAUUAACAGACAGACUGGAAGCCACUAUCCUUCUCAGGAAGACCAUGGUCUUGGGACUCUGCAGUGCCGUGUGGAAGGCAAUUACAUUGGCUCCCAGAAUGUCAGUUUCUCAGUAUUUAACAAAGGAAAGUCAAUGGUGCACAAAAGUGCCUGGCUGAUCAGUGCUAAACAGGACCUCUUCCUGUACCAGACGCAUUCAGAGAUCCUAUCCGUGUUUCCAGAAACUGGGAGCCAUGGGGGAAGGACAGAUAUCACAAUUACGGGAGACUUUUUUGAUGAUUCUGCCCAAGUUACCGUUGCAGGCAUUCCAUGUGAUAUUAGACACGUGUCACCCAGGAAGAUUGAGUGCACCACCCAGGCUCCAGGAAAGGGUACAAGGCUCACUGCUCCUCAGGCAGGCAACCGGGGGCUUCUUUUUGAAGUUGGAGUUGCUGCUGAUGGCUUGGAACUGACUGAAGCCACCCCUGGGUACAGGUGGCAGAUUGUGCCUAAUGCUAGUUCUCCGUUUGGAUUUUGGUCAAUGGAAGGACAACCUUUCAGAGCGCGGCUCAGUGGGUUCUUUGUGGCUCCAGAGACAAAUAAUUAUACCUUCUGGAUCCAGUCAGACAGCCCAGCUUCCUUGCAUUUCAGUUGGUCAGAGGAACCAAAGGCUAAGGUGGAAGUGGCCUCCAUCAGGGUUGGCACUGCUGACUGGUUUGACUCCUGGGAGCAGAAUGGGAAUGAAGGACCCUGGCAACAGAAGACUCCUAAGAUGGAACUGUUGCAGGGAGCCAAGUACUACCUGGAAGCAGAGCAUUAUGGGACAAUUCCUAGCAAGGGAAUGAGAAUUGGGGUUCAGAUCCACAACACCUGGUUGAAUCCCGAUGUGGUCACCACUUACCUCCGAGAGAAGCACCAGAUCCGAGUCCAAGCCCAGAAACAUCCAGAAAUACAGAUGCUGAAUGUAUCAGGCAGAGGAAACCUUUUUCUUAUGUGGGACAAUGUCUCUAGCCAGCCAAUCCCUGCAAACGCCACAGCCCAUCAGAUUCAAACCACCAUUGAGGAGUUACUUGCGGUAAAAUGCACACUGGAACCCCUUUCUGCCAACAUUCUCCUCCGGCUUGGAUUUGAACAAGGCCUGGAAGGUUCCAGCUCCGAUGGGGAUCUCACCAGUGGGACAGAGCCCUUCUGUGGUAGAUUCAGCCUCCAUCAGCCUCGGUACCUUGUCCUGACACUCUCAGCUACCCAAAUGAGCUAUCGACUAGAUGAGUACCCACAUCUGUGUCUUGCAUACAAAGGUCACAUGAAUAAGAUCCUGAAGAUGACUGUGUCUUUCACAAUUGGCUUGCAAACCAUCAAAAAGAAGAACAGCACCUGUUACUGGAGUUUGCCUGGGACCAGCCCUGAGAGCUGGCAGUUCACAUGCACUGACCUCUGGGACACGUGCUUGCAUGGCUCCAGGGACCUCCAGCCCCCUCUGUCAAAUGUCCCUGUGUUGGUUCAUCAGAUUGUCCUCCUUCCUUCACCUCAGGAGACUGGUCAGCUCUGUGUGGAUGAAAUUAUUAUUGCAGACACAAACGUAACAGUUUCUCAAGCUGAUUCUGGAACAGCUCGUCCAGGUGGGAACCUGGUGGAAUCCAUUUCUGUGGUGGGAUCCCCUCCAGUCUACAGUGUAGCCUUCUGGUUGGCUUGUUGUGGCUUGGAGCUCCCGCUCAUCACUGCACGCUCUGUGCCCAAUGAAGGAACAGAAGGAUCUGGACUGGUCCAGGUGACAACACAGAGGCUACAGAGGACAAGUCCACCUUUAGGAGGAUUCUUUCGCAUCCUACUUCCUAACGCAGUGAUUCCUGAUGUCCCUGUGCACAUUUCUGCUGCGAACCUUCACAAACUCUUACAGGACAAUGCUGAUGACUUCACCUCCAGAUACCUCAAUGUCAGUGAUUUCACUGUGAAGGAGGAUCUAAACUCUUGCUAUGAACAUGUUUGGACCCUUUCCUGGUCCACCCAGAUUGGGGAUUUGCCCAAUUUUAUCAGAGUGUCUGAUCAAAGUCUGACUGGAAUGAAUCCUGCUGUAACCACCCAUGUGGUAUUUGAUGGUGGAGUUUUUCUUGGACCUGUGUUUGGAGACAUGUUGGCUACUGCCAACCAGCACACUCAGGUGGUUGUAAGAGUGAAUGAUAUACCAGCUCAUUGCCUGGGUUCCUGUGCUUUCCAAUACCUCCAACAGUCAACUCCCAGUGUCCUUUCUGUGUGGUAUUCCUCUGAUGGUGACAUCAAUCUACUGGUUUAUAUUACUGGAACUGGUUUCUCUGGUGAUUCCCAGUCUUUACAGGUUACAGUGAACAAAAUAAGUUGCAAAGUUAUUUUCUCAAACCAAACAAAUGUAGUGUGUCAGACAGACCUGCUGCCAGUUGGAGUGCAUCCAGUCUUGGUGUUGGUGAGACCCUUUGGUCUUGCUGUCAAUACCAGUGGAGAAGGCCUCUUCCUGUAUGUGAGACCCAGGCUGGACACUGUGGAGCCUUCCAGAGCCGCAGAGAUUGGAGGCCUCUGGGCCACCAUCCGAGGCUCUAGUUUGAAAGGUGUUAGUCUGGUGUUAUUUGGAUCUAAGUCUUGUGACAUUAACAUCACCACAAGCAAUUCUCAAAGAAUUCAGUGCAAAAUUCCACCCAGGGGGAAAGAUGGAUACAUUGUGAAUGUGACUGUUAUCAGAGGGGGUCAUUCCACAGUUCUUCCCAGAGCAUUUACAUAUGUCUCCUCUUUAAAUCCAGUGAUUGUGUCUCUAAGCAGAAACAGAAGCAGCAUAGCAGGAGGCGAGACCCUCUUCAUUGGAAUGGCCCAGAUGCUGAACUAUUCAGAUUUGGAUGUGGAAACCCACAUCCAGGACACUUUGGCUCAGAUACACGCACAGACGGCACAGGGCCUGGAGGUGGUGCUGCCCCCACUGCCAGCUGGCCUCCACAGAAUUUCAGUUUCCAUCAAUGGGGUCAUCAUUCCCUCACAAGGGGUUGAUCUGUAUAUCCAGUACCUCACGGAAGUCUUCAGCAUGGAGCCUUGCUGUGGGUCCCUUUUUGGUGGAACGAUCAUCAGCAUCUCAGGAAGAGGGUUUGGCAGGGACCCAGCUUUGGUUUGGGUACUCGUGGGCAAUCAGCCCUGUGACAAGUUGAACUUGACGGAGGAGAGCAUCUGGUGUGAGACCUCACCCGCCCCCCUGCUGCACAACACAGAUGCUCUCACCAUCCCGGCCCUUGUGGAGGUUUGGGCUGGCAACACGACCCUCAUCCAUGGACCUUCAGCAAGCUUGGUGGGCAAGGGCCUCACCUUCGUGUAUGAAGUGGCAGCAACACCCGUGGUCACCACCUUGUGGGGAGAAGUCACAAAUAGCAGCCUGAAGUUGUAUGUGGAAGGAAGUAACCUCUCUGACUCUGUCAUUCUUCUGGGGAGUUUGAAGUGUGAGGUGGAGACACAGUCUCUUGGGGGCAACCUGAGCCUGUCUGGGUGCUCCUUUCCCCUGCACAGCCUGGAGGCAGGUGUCUAUCCCAUCCAAGUGUGUCAGAAGCAGAUGGGAUUUGCCAACAUGUCCUCAGUGCCCCAGCAAUUUGUGGUGACACCUCGGAUAAUGACCAUCUUCCCAACGCAUGGUUCUGUGUGUGGUGGGACUUUGCUCACUGUCAGGGGCUUGGCUCUCAACUCUAGAAGGAGGUCAGUUCAGGUCAACCUUUCAGGUCCUUUUACUUGUAUGAUUUUGCAUUUGGAAGACAGUACAGUUCUCUGCCAGAUCAACCUGAUGGAUGACCACUUGCCUGGAGCUUCCUUUACUCUGAACAUCACAGUUGUGGUCAAUGGGCUGCCCAGCGAGUGUGAAGGGAAUUGCACUCUCUUCAUGCAAGAGGAGAAAAGUCCUGUAGUGGAUGCCUUGACCACAGACAUCAGUGGACCUCUGACCACUGUGCUGAUAAGUGGUCAGAGACUGUGCACCAGAGCUGAGAAGCCAAUGGUAUUUAUAGAUGAUCAACUUCUUUGCAAUGUAACUUUCUUUAAUGCAAACCAGGUGGCAUGCCAAAUAAGUGACUUGACACCAGGACUCCACUACCUAUCAGUUGUUCAGACAAGCAAUGGGUAUGCUUGUUUUGGUAACAUUUCUAGGCAUUUCUCCAUUAUACCUCAAGUCUUUCAUUAUUUCCCUAAGAAUUUCAGCAUACAUGGUGGAAGCCUCUUGGCUAUAGAGGGCACAAUCCUGAGAGGACAGAACACCACAUUAAUCUUUGUUGGCCGACAGGUCUGUCGGACAGUGAACAUCAGUUCUGAGCUCAUCCAGUGCAUUGUUCCUGCAGGGAACGACUCUGUUGCUCUGGAAAUGGAGGUAGAUGGAAUCUGGUUCGACAUUGGAGUUGUUAGUUACAGUGAUGCCUUCACCCCAGAAUUGCUCUCUGUUUCUCAGAGUGAUGGCAUUUUAACCUUUGCAGUGGCCCGGAUCUCAGGACCUACCAAUGUUGACAUAUUUAUUGGGAGGACACCCUGUGUGGGUGUGUCCGGUAACUACACGGUUCUCCAGUGCACAGUUCCUUUUCUUCCUGCGGGGAAGUACCACAUCAGAGGUUAUGACUGCAUUAGAGGGUGGGCCUCCUCUGCGCUUGUGUUCGUGUUGAAUGCAACUAUUACGGCAGUGACUGAGAACUUUGGCUGCCUGGGUGGAAGGCUUGUACAUGUGUUUGGAGCAGGGUUUUCUCCAGGGAAUAUCUCAGCUGCUGUGUGUGGUGCUCCUUGCCAAGUCCUGGCUAAUGCUACGGUGUCUGCAUUCAGCUGCUUGGUUCUGCCCUUGGAUGAGUCCUUGGCCUUCCUGUGUGACCUGAAGCACCAGGAGGAUAGCUGUGAAGUCAUCAGCCACACCUAUGUGCAGUGUGAUUUGACUGUCACCAUGGGGAUGAAGAGACUGCCCGAAUCAUGGCCUUACCUCUAUGUUUGUGAAGAAAGUUCCCAGUGUCUCUUUGAACCAGAUCAUUGGAAACAGUCAGCCUUUCCAUCAUUCUCUGGCUUUUUCAUCAGCCCUAAAGUGGAAAGAGAUGAAGUUCUCAUCUAUAAUAGCUCCUGUAACAUUACCAUGGAAACUGAGGCAGAGAUGGAGUGUGAGACGCCUAAUCAGCCAAUUACCGCCAAGAUUACUGAGAUACGGAAAAGCUGGGGCCAGAACACUCAGGGCAACUCUUCCUUUCAGUUCUGCCGGAGGUGGUCCAAGGCUCACAGCUGGUUUCCUAAAAGAGUGCCACAAGAUGGCGACAACGUCACAGUGGAGAAUGGCGAAGUGCUGCUGCUGGACACUAAUACCAGCACCCUCAACUUACUGCACCUCAAAGGGGGCAAGCUGAUUUUUAUGGAUCUAGGACCUAUAGAGCUCAGGGCCCACUCCAUCCUUGUUUCUGAUGGUGGAGAACUCCGCAUUGGAUCCAAGGACAAGCCCUUCCAAGGCAAAGCUGAGAUCAAACUCUAUGGGAGUUCCCACUCUACACCCUUCUUUCCCUAUGGAGUCAAGUUCCUGGCUGUGAGGAAUGGAACUCUUGCUCUGCAUGGUCCACUGCCAGAGGUAAUCAUCACCCAUCUUCGAGCAGCUGCCCACGCCCAGGACAGAGUGUUGGCUUUGGAAGAUGCUGUGGACUGGCACAGUGGGGACGAAGUGGUCAUCAUCAGUGGGACAGGUGUUGGAGGUGCCAGACCAGUGGAAGAAACUGUCACUGUGGAGGCUGUGCACAAUGCAGACCUCCACCUGAGGUCACCCUUGAGAUAUUCUCACAACUUUUCAGAGAUUUGGGUGGCUGGAGAGCACCACAUUUUAAAGGUCACAGUGGCUCUGCUCAGCAGGGGUAUUACCAUACAAGGAAAUCUCACUACUGAGAGGAGGACAUUCCUGGCUUCCUGUCAGGAGGCCAACGUGGCAGAAGGCAACCUGCAGCUUUGUUUGUACUCCAGGAGUGAGAAGAUACUGGGAUCCAGGGAUCUGGGGGCCAGAGUCAUCAUUUGGUCCUCCUCAGAGGAGCCCAGCCAGGUCCAGCUGGAGGGCGUGGAGUUCCGAGACUUGGGGCAAGCCUUCCAUAAGCACCUGAGUUCGCUCACUCUGGUGGGCACUAUGAGAGAUUCCUAUGUCCGGGGCUGCACCGUGUGGAGCUCCUUUAGCAGAGGCCUCAGUCUGUGCAGGACCUUGGGCCUGAAGGUGGACAGUAAUGUGUUCUACAAGAUUUCAGGUCAUGCACUUCUGGUGGGGACAGACAUGGAGAUGAGCUCUAUCUCCUGGGAGGCUAUUCCUGGAAGAAAAAUUGACUGGUCAGAACAGGGAAGUAUAAUAAGAAACAAUGUGAUCAUCAGUGUUUCUGGUGCUGAAGGCCUCUCCAGUCCUGAAAUGUUCACACCAUCUGGCAUCUAUAUCCGCAGUCCCACCAAUGUUAUAGAGGGGAACAGAGUGUGUGCUGCUGGCUCUGGCUACUUUUUUCAUCUUGUGAACAGCCAAAUGUGGAACGCUCCUCUCUUCUCAUUCACUGGGAACAUGGCACAUUCUUGUACAAGGUAUGGUCUCUUUGUAUAUCCUAAAUUUCAACCACCUUGGGACAAUGAUUCUGGCCCCACUGUGCUACAAAACUUCAUGGUUUGGGGAAGUGGGGGUGGUGUCCAGAUUUUUAGAAGCAGCAAUCUUCACCUGAAAAACUUCCAAAUUUAUUCAUGCAGAGACUUUGGAAUUGACAUCUUAGAAAGUGAUACAAAUACUUCAGUUACUGAUAGCUUAUUACUUGGUCACUUUAACCACAAGGGAAGUCUUUGUAUGUCAGCUGGGAUUAAAACUCCCAAGAGAUGGGAAUUGCUGGUUUCGAACACAUCCUUUGUUAAUUUUGAUCUCGUCAACUGUGUGGCCAUCAGAACCUGUUCAGGCUGUUCCCAAGGACAGGGUGGAUUUACUGUGAAGACCAACCAGUUGAAGUUUACAAACUCUUCAAACUUAGUAGCAUUUCCAUUUCCUCAUGCAGCAGUUUUGGAAGACUUGGAUGGUUCUCUGUCAGGGAGAAAUAGAAGUCACAUUCUUGCUUCUAUGGAAACCCUUUCCACUUCUUGUUUGGUCAGUGCAAGCUUCAGUCAGAUUGUCCCUGGCAGUGUCUGUGGGGAAGGUGUUCUGUUUCACCGCAUGUCCAUUGGUUUGGUUAAUUCUCCCAAUAUUUCUUAUGAUUUAACCCUGACGGACAGCAGAAAUAAGACAACCACUGUCAAUUAUGUACAUGACACAUUGUCUAACCAUUAUGGCUGGAUGGCUCUGCUUCUGGAUCAAGAGACCUACUCAUUGCAAUUUGAGAAUCCUUGGAUCAACAGAUCUUUUCAGUAUGAAGCAACAUUUGACAACUUUGCUCCUGGGAAUUACCUACUGCUGGUGCACACAGACAUGCCACUUCAGCCUGACAUUCUCGUAAGAUGUGGGAGUCGGGUGGGUCAGUCUCUUCCAUCUCUACCAUCAUCUGGGCAGGACCAAGGCUGUGACUGGUUCUUCAACAGACAAUCAAGGCAACUCACAUAUCUGGUUGCAGGUGAAGGUCAAGUUCAAGUGAUUCUCCUGGUGAAAGAAAAUGUGCCCCCAACUAUUUCAGCUUCCACCUCUGCACCGGAAUCAGCUUUAAAAUGGUCAGUUCCUGAAACAUGGCAAGACAUUGAAGAGGACUGGGGAGGACACAACCAUACCAUACCAGGCCCUGGGGAUGACGUCCUCAUUUUACCCAACCGGACUGUUCUUGUGGAUAUCGAUCUUCCCUUCCUCAGAGGCCUCUAUGUGCUGGGUACUUUAGAGUUCCCUGUGGACAGAAGCAAUGUGCUGAGCGUGGCAUGCCUAGUCGUCCUAGGAGGGGAGUUGAAAGUCGGCACCUUAGAAAAUCCAUUAGAAAAAGAACAAAAGUUACUGAUUCACCUUAGAGCCUCAGAAGGAAUCUUUUGUGAUCGUUACAAGGGAAUGCGCAUUGAUCCAGGAACAAUUGGGGUUUAUGGGAAAGUUCAGCUUCACAGUGUUUAUCCUAAGAAAUCGUGGACACAUCUUGGAGCAGAUAUUGCCUCAGGAAAUGAAAGAAUCAUAGUGGAAGAUGCAGUGGACUGGCAACCCCAUGACAAAUUGGUCCUUAGCUCCUCUUCUUAUGAGCCUCAUGAAGCAGAGCUCCUCACUGUGAAAGAAGUCAAGGGUCAUCAUGUCAGGAUCCAUGAACGCCUCAAAUACCGCCACAUUGGAAGUGCCCAUGUCAUGGAAGAUGGCCGACACAUUCAUUUGGCUGCUGAGGUUGGACUAUUGACCCGAAAAAUACGAAUUCAGGCUGACACAUUGUGUAAGGGGAGACUACUUGUGGGGUCCUUCAGGAAGUCUAGCAGGGAAGAAUUUUCAGGUGUCCUUCAACUUCUAAAUGUGGAAAUUCAGAAUUUUGGUUCACCAUCGUAUUCAUCCAUUGAGUUCACUAGUGUAUCAACAGGAUCCUGGAUAAUAUCUUCUACUAUACACCAGAGCUGUGGUGGGGGCAUUCAUGCAUCUGGGAGUGAUGGAAUAAUUUUAAAUGACAAUAUAGUGUUUGGCACAGCUGGCCAUGGCAUUGAUUUGGAGGGUCAAGCCUAUUCUCUCACUAAUAACCUUGUAGUUCUGAUGACACAGUCAGUAUGGUCUUCCAUUUGGGUGGCAGGAAUCAAAGUGAACCGGGCGAAGGAUAUCAACCUCCAUGGCAACGUUGUGGCAGGAUCAGAGAGACUUGGCUUUCACAUACAAGGACACAGGUGCUCCUCUGAAGUGCUUUGGUCUGGCAACGUGGCCCACUCAAGCCUUCAUGGCCUUCAUUUGUAUAAGGAAAGUGGACCAGACAACCGUACCUGUAUCUCUGGCUUCCUGUCUUUCAAGAACUUUGACUAUGGUGUGAUGGUACAGGUAGGGAAUAGCGUGGAGAUAGAGAAUAUCACUCUGGUAGACAAUACUGUUGGUCUUCUGGCAGCAGUGUUUGUGUCUUCGGUUCCACAGAGCUCCAUCAGAAAUGUGCAGAUUGUGCUUAGGAAUUCAGUCAUUGUGGCCACUAGCUCUUCUUUUGAUUGCAUUCAGGACAGAAUGAAGCCUUACUCUGCCAAUGUGACACCAACAGAUCGAGCACCUCCCAACCCUAGAGGAGGCCGAGUUGGUAUUCUGUGGCCUGUGUUCACCUCAGAACCGAACCAGUGGCCUUCGGAGCCAUGGCACAAAGUGAGGAAUGGCCAUUCAGUUUCAGGAGUCAUGAAACUUGAAGGUGUCACCUUCUCUAAUUUUGUAAAGAGUUGCUCUAGUGAUGACCUGGACAUCUGUAUUCUGCCAAAUGCAGAGAACCCUGGAAUCAUGCACCCAAUAAUUGCAGAAAGGACCAGAAUGCUAAGGAUGAAAGACAAGAACAAGUUUUACUUUCCUCUUUUACACCACAGGAAAGAUUUGGAAAGAGUGAUCUGCCCUGAAUCAGAUUGUAAUAGUCCAAGAAAAUAUCUCUUCAAGGAUAUGGAUGGGAGAGCCCUAGGUCUGCCUCCACCAGUUUCUGUAUUUCCUAAAACGGAGGCAGAAUGGACUGGAUCCUUCUACAACGCAGGUACAUAUAGAGAAGAACAGAAAUGUACUUACCGAUCAUUGAUACAAGGCUUUAUCUGCAAACAGACUGAUCAAGUAAUCCUAAUUCUUGAAAAUGUUGAUGUCACUUGGGCAAUUCAGAAUUUAUAUCCAGUUGUAUCUGUUACUAGUGGUUUUGUUGAUGUAUUUAGUAGGGUAAAUGCUGAAAACCUCUGCUCUAUCCCUAGGCCUGUAUCUACUUUCUAUUCCAUUUUACCUACCAGGCAAAUCACCAAGGUCUGCUUUGCAGAUCAGACUCCUCCAGUUUUACGCUUUUACCUAUUGGGAAACAAAAGUACCUCCAAGUUUCUCUUGGCUAUAUUCUACCAUGAGCUCCAGAGACCCCGCAUUUUCUUAGGGGAAAAUUUUAUUCCACCUAGCCUAGUGCAAUCAGCUUCUUCAUUGCUGGAUGAGCCUAUUGGUGCCAACUAUUUCAACAUCAUGGAUAACCUCUUGUAUGUUGUCCUGCAAGGAGAGGAGCCCAUUGAAAUACACACAGGGUUUUCCAUUUAUUUGGCCUUCACCGUGAUAUUUUCAGUCCUAGAAAAAGGCUGGGAAACAGUGAUGCUUGAAAGACUAACUAACUUCCUAAAGAUUGACCAAAACCAAAUCAGAUUUAUUCAUGAAAUGCCUGGCAAUGAACGAACCUUAAAGACCAUUGCUGACAGUAGAGCCAAAAGAAAGCGCAAUUGCCCCACUGUGACCUGUGCCAGUCAUUACAAAAGAGUUGGUCAGCGUAGACCUCUCAUGAUGGAAAUGAACUCAUACAUAGCCUUACCACCAACCACUAUGGAAGCUAUCUCAAAAGUGAUUGUCAUUGAAAUUGGUGAUCUGCCAAUAGUAAGGAGGACUGAACUGAUCCCAUCCUUAUCAAGUAGCAAAUUACAGAAGUUGGCUCGCCAAGUCAUCACUGCUCAACAGAUUGGAGUACUGGAGAAUGUUCUAAAUAUGACUUUUGGGGCAUUACUAGUGACUCAGUCAAAAGGGACAGUCACUGGCUAUGGGAAACAGUUGCUUAAAGUGUGCAAGGCAGAAGUUGCACCAGAAGAGGAUAAUCUUUCAAUAUUGGUAGAACCUUUGUCCUGGAAGAUAAUCUUGUGUUGCCUGUUCCUCAUUGCAAAGUCACAACCUUAUCACAGCAGAGUGUUUUAAUGCUAUAUCUUCUUUUCCCUGCAGUGUAAAUUCACUAUUUUGUUGAGUUAGGUGAAUGGCAAAAUUUUUGUAAUAAUAUAUCAUAUUUGUGGCCUUAUGUUCUAUGUAAGCAGGUUUUCUAUACAAUUAAAAAUUGUUCCUUUAAUUACUUGCAUUUUAAAGAGUCUAAAACUUAAAAAAUAAAAGACAGAUUAUAUAACAUCCAGCCUUAUUAAAUGGGAAAUAACACAGAACAUUCACACUUUUAUUGAUGAUUCAUGGUUAUCAUUAAAACUAUCAUUUAUUUCACAGCACUGUUUCUGCAAUAAUGCCCUUGGGGACUAUUGUUCUUAUACUAAAUGGUCUCAGAACACUAAAUCUCUGAUUCUUGUUCUGCAGUUUACAUCUUUUAUUCUCUAUUUUCCUUGUGAACAGGAUGUUAAUUGUAAUCUCUUGCUGCUGCUGACAUGUCUGCAUCCAGCAAUUCCCUGCCCUCAUAUACAUGCAGUUCUAAUUCCAAAACUGAAUCACACUGUCUAAAAAUCAAAGAAGUUAAGAUUUUUGUGCACACAUGGUGAAGUUGUAGGUAAAUGCAAUAGAUUCACAAAACCCUACAAUUUGGUUGUUUUCUUAUUCCCCAAAAUUAUUGAACAGCUAUUACAUUCAAACUGUUAUUUGACUUCUAUGAAAAUCUAGAUAUUUUUUAUUUAGUAGAGAGGUAAAACAACAUUUAUUAGCUAUUUCACAAGAAUAUAUUAAACCUCAUUCAAUCUUUCUUACAAAAAAUCAGCAAAUGAAUAUGAGUCAGCUUAACUGGUAUAGUUUUUCAUAAUACUAAAUUGAGUAUAUUUGCAUCUUUAUAUUUAUUCAAUAGUCAAAGUUUCAACUUACUGCUGUUUUCCCAAGAGUUCCUAAUACAUUUUCAUUCACAAUAAGUGAUCAUUUGACAUUUAUGACAAAUAGUGAAACAUAAUCUUCUUGGCAUCUUUAUUAUUCUGAUAGGCCUAUGUAAAUAAUACCUUAUAUUAAAUCUCUUCCUUAGAAAGACCUUGAGUGGUUUCUGUUUUCCUGGCCAGAAUAUGACUACUAUAGUCCCCCAACAUACACAGGAAAUUUGAAUAUUUUUGUAAGAUCUUUAAAAAUUCAGUAAGAUUUUCCAUUCUAGAUGAUAUAUUUGUUAGGUUAAUUAUAAAACAUUAUUUCAAAUCACUUACCAAUUAAAAUACUUCAGUUCUGUUUCCUUUACUUAAUGUUUUAAUUGACAUUUUUGAGGAUAUAACAUGUUUAUUCCAUGCUUUUAUAUAUUCCUAACCCAGUGCAGUUUACACCUACAGUACCUCAAAUUUCAAUUUUAAAUGAGCAAUUUAAGGGAAUCACAAGAGUUUAAUCAAAAACACUAUAGCAGAGCAGUAAGCACACUGCUUAAGCAGGGCUCAGAAGUUGAAAUUGGCCAAACCAGGAUGGGUGGUGGCUUUCCAGAGGCAACAAUGACGUAAGAAUAGAUGAAGAACAUGAUUGGCACUGAACUGACAGGAUUAUUAUAGUGAAAUAUAUUGGGUGCCUACAAUGUGCCAGGCUUAAAACCACUUCACCAUAGUGCCCAAAGGAAGCUGUCAGAUCAUAAGAUAUAUCUUCCCUCCUGGGAGUUGACAGCAUCUAAGGAAGUCUGACUGGGUAUAAUAGGGAGAAUGAGGCUCAUGAAAUGUAAGUAAAAUGGUAUGCAUCAUUUCAAAAGGACAGCCAGGAAAGUUAUUCUUAUCUUACAAACUACAUAGAAGAGUAUCCCUGAGGGGCAGAGGUUAAGCUGUUUUAUUUAUCUUUUCAUAUUUCAUAGUGCCUUGAACAAUGUACAUAACAGGAGGACUCACAUGUUUGUGGAGCAGUUGAGUAGAGGACUUACUUUUUACCCCCAGGGUAUAGAAUCAUCUAAACUCCUAUAGAAUCCAAGUCUCCUCAUGGUACAGAUAGAUUAUUCUGCCUUCUCUAAUCUAUUUUAAGCAAAAGAGAACAAAAUUCUCAGGACACCCUGAAUCAUUUAAUUAAAAUAGGUUCUUUCAAGGAACCUGACCAGUAGCUUCGAAGAGAAGGCUGAAGAGGGAGGCUUCCUCUUCCGGUCCCCACCUUCAUGCCACCACAUUUGGUAUUGACUAGAGCUAGUUUUCACCAAUAGGAUUUAUCUGUUUGCUGGGUUUGUCAUGCAAAUAGGAAUAAUCCUGUCCUCCUCAGGGUAAACAUUUCAGAUGGAGCAGAUUUAAAAGCAAAAAUUAGAAUGAAUACUGGUGAUCUCUGAACUGGGAAUUUUUUUUAUUCCCUUGAUCUCUCUCUUUUAUUCUGCACUUAAGCAUUGGAGAGAAAAAAAUUCUUUCACAUACCUGAGUGGAUAUUGGAAGCUAUUAAAUAGUAGUUAAAACUGGAAGGGAUGGAGGGAACUUUCCUCCCCCAUUUUUUAAAGUUUGGCUGUAGGUCCUUCUGCCUGCAGGCUACAGUCACAUUAGCAGUUGGAAAUUGGAUAACGACAGCACAAUGACAAAUCCAGGUUGCUUGCAAUAAGUUGCUAAUCCCUUUGCUUUAAUAUUGGAGCAGCGUGUAAUGAUGUUUGGACAUCACUCCAGUUUACUGACGACCCCACUGGGGCCAGCAAUAGAACCUUACAACUGUCUAACAAGGCAUCAGGUGACUCCCGUCGUCACAGCAACGGACACUGGAAUCUAAUCUUCCCUCCAUCCCUUCUAGCACCCAAUAACGCCUAGAUUAUAUAAGUGGCCCAUCAUUGCUUGGUAACUUGAAUCAAUUAACGUUAAUUCGCACAAUGCUAUGAUGUAUUGUGAUCACUUUCAUUUCAGAGAAGGGGGAGAAAUUGCUAUAAGUCACCUAAAAUGAGGUUGUCUGUGGUGCUGAGGUAUUAAUUGGGUGUCCAUAUUAAAUGCAAAAGGAGCCCCAUCGUGAAAGGAAAGUGGAUGAGUGACUCUCUUGGCUGCUAUUGACCUAUCAGAAGAAGACAGUGCCCUUUUCCUUUGCUUUUAUCUAUUACAGUUUUCCCUAUUGCGUGUCAAGUUGAUGUAUUAUAAAAAAUUCAUUUGGUGACCUUUCACCCCCUUAGCAGAUUAAACAAUUUCACUUCGAUGGCAUCAUUAACAGGACCCUGCAUUUAAUGAUGAUUUCUCUAAAAGGCCACGGAGAUUCGAUUUUAAGCUAACAGAUUUAUUGCACUAUUAUAACAUAUCGUAAAAAACUGUACCACCUACGGUCAGGUUUUAGGAUAGAAACUGCUUAAGAGUUUAUGUGGAGCUUAAAGUGGUAUUACCUUGGGAUAUGCUGCAGCAGCAAGUCUCUGACCUCCAGUGAGAUGCUGUUUACAUUUAAUAAGAGAUGUUUGCUCACAAUAAACUUUGAAAUGUGUCAGGGAUGGGCCUUUCUGCAGUGUUCAGCCAGUUGUUCCUCAUCACUUCGUCUCCAGACAUCGAUGUACUUAUGUCAGAAUCUUUAAUGGGUCUUUCAGUUUCUUUAACCCAGACUGCUUGCCUGCACCCAGGCCCUCAUCAGGAAACCUUUAUAAGACUAGGUUAGGAGAGAAAUAGGAUCUGUAACAAUGUUAAAAUUUUCCAACAACCUGGGACCCAUGGAAGGAUAGAAUUAAUGGCAUAGAUUUUAAAAAUAUGGUUUAAAUUAUUCCCUUAAAAAAAAAAGGGAAAGAACCCAUAGCCACUCAGGCUAAGGAAAUUAAUAAAUGAAGACUGGGCUAAUGUCCUUUGAAUUACUGGGGAGUGAUUCUAGCACAGAGGCCAGAACUUUAGCUGGUAGGUGACCAAAGGUAAUUCUUAUGACCACAAAUGUGUGUCCAAGGGUUUCCAGGGCAGAGGGGAGUUAUUUCCUAUCUUGUGAUCAAUGGAUCACAAUGGUGUUUGCUUUUCCAGUAUUACCUCUUCCAAGACUAAUCUUCACCUUUACCUAACAUGUAACCUCCGAGACAAUAAAUACUUUAUCUUUUCCUCCUCACACAGGGAAAGGGAAGAAGUUGAGCAACAGAAUAAGUGAUUUGCAAAUAUCUAAUGAGGGGAGAGGGUAAGCUACUUAAAAUAAAACAAAAGGCUUAUUAGACUUGGUCUAGGCAAAUUUUAAGUCAACUCAACAAAGGAAGCUCUGUGUUUGUGGAAUAUAUAUGUUAUAUAUGACAUGUAGUAUCUAUAUAUCUCCAUUUAACUGCCAAAUAUCUGUCACAUGUCUAUGAUUUAAAACACAACAGGUUUAAUGGAAUGUAAGUGUUUAGUGUUCUUUUAAUAAAGAUAGCUUGGCCAUCCAACAUAUUCAAUUCUGGGUAAAGAUGUUUUAAGGUAUCACAGAUUAUGUUAACUAUUAUUUGCUAAAUCACAUCAGUAAUUAACAUGCUUGAACAAGUUGAGAAGUGAUAUAGCUCACUGCUUUACCACUCAAGACCUUGGUCAAUAGCUACUAAGACCUUUAACAAGUUACAUAAGUUAUUUGAACCUCUUAUUCCACAUAUAUAAAUAAAAGGACCUAUAUCAUAGUGUCAUUUUUUAAAAUGCAAUGAGUUUAUACAUGAAAAGUUUUUAAUAGCUGGUACACAGUUUUUGCUCAGUAAAUAUCCCUUAGAGUCAUUAUACUUCUCAGAUGCUUCUUGCAGUCUAAACAAAUUAAUUCAUUAAUGCCAUAGGUCUUGGAUCUUCUUAAUGCCUACACACUUGGAGAAUAUAAACGUGAAAUGAUGUUUGUGAGGAUUAAAUGUGUAAAUUGCUGGUCUAUUAGAGUUUUCUUUGGCUAUCUCUUCCCAAGUCUGUUCACUGACAUUAUCUUGGUUAUCUAGGAAUCAGCUAUGGCAGGGGACUGUUUACACCACAGAAAUUGGAACACACUACAUAUCAGAGUAUUUUUCCCCCCACAGAAUCAGGGUAUUUCCUCAGAGUGCUGGUUAAAUAACCUGCUACUCAAUUUAUACCUGCCCCUAAAUAAUCAAGUCUAAUAAUUUUCUUUACUGAGGUUUUAAUUUUUGCUGAACUUAAUACAUGGUGACAAGAAUAGAAGUGCAUAAUGUGUGCUUCUCCCCCAUCCCACCCAGUUCACUUUUUAUUAUGCCUAAGUAAACUUAUUAAAUAAACAUAAUUCAUAUAUCAAUGAAUAUUUAGACACUACAUAGUAUCUUAAUUCUAGCAACAAGGGAAAAUAUAAACUAUUUUCACUGGUAAUAAUGUCUUAUGGAAAAUAGUUAUCGA
This is a messenger RNA of Sciurus carolinensis (gray squirrel), 16764 nucleotides long. It is a transcript of the gene Pkhd1, whose product is annotated as PKHD1 ciliary IPT domain containing fibrocystin/polyductin. Bases 242 to 11557 code for a protein of 3771 amino acids. Lineage: Eukaryota; Metazoa; Chordata; Mammalia; Rodentia; Sciuridae. The record is from RefSeq and is a predicted model, not a curated record. The transcript is spliced from 62 exons.